GCCCGACGUGCAGUCCGGUUCCUUCCUCUUCCAAAAGCACCAUGGCAACUCUGAAGGACCAGCUGAUUCAGAAUCUCCUGAAGGAAGAACAGGCCCCCCAGAAUAAGCUUACAGUCGUUGGGGUGGGUGCUGUGGGCAUGGCCUGUGCCAUCAGUAUCUUGAUGAAGGACUUGGCAGAUGAACUUGCCCUUGUUGACGUCAUGGAAGACAAAUUGAAGGGUGAAAUGAUGGAUCUCCAGCAUGGCAGCCUUUUCCUUCGAACACCAAAAAUCGUCUCUGGCAAAGACUAUGAUGUAACUGCAAAUUCCAAGUUAGUAAUUAUCACUGCUGGAGCUCGUCAGCAGGAGGGAGAAAGUCGUCUUAAUUUGGUCCAACGCAACGUGAACAUCUUCAAAUUCAUCAUUCCGAACGUUGUAAAGUACAGCCCAAACUGCAAGUUGCUCAUUGUUUCUAAUCCAGUGGACAUCCUUACCUAUGUGGCUUGGAAGAUAAGUGGCUUCCCCAAGAAUCGUGUUAUCGGGAGUGGUUGCAGUCUGGACUCGGCACAGUUCCGUUACCUCAUGGGGGAGAGGCUGGGAGUCCACCCAUUAAGCUGUCAUGGAUGGGUCCUUGGGGAGCAUGGAGACUCGAGUGUGCCAGUUUGGAGUGGAGUGAAUGUUGCUGGUGUCUCCCUGAAAAAUCUGCAUCCUGCUUUAGGCACUGAUGGAGAUAAGGAACAGUGGAAAGAGGUCCACAAACAGGUGGUCGAAAGUGCUUAUGAGGUGAUCAAACUGAAAGGCUAUACCUCCUGGGCCAUUGGGCUGUCUGUGGCUGACUUGGCAGAGAGUAUAAUGAAGAAUCUCAGGCGGGUACAUCCCAUUUCCACCAUGAUUAAGGGACUUUAUGGCAUAAACGAGGACGUCUUCCUCAGUGUCCCGUGCAUCCUGGGACAGAAUGGAAUCUCAGACGGGGUGAAGGUGACCCUGACUCCUGAGGAAGAGGCCUGAUUGAAGAAAAGUGCAGAUACACUUUGGGGGAUCCAAAAAGAGCUGCAGUUUUAAAGUCUUGUACCAACCACUUCACUGUCUGGGCUGCAAAUGGAUUUUAGUUGGGGGGUGUGCAUGUUGCUCUUUUUAUCUGCUCUAUGACUAAAGCAGUAAAAUGAUGAUCUAGGACAAACAUUCGUUCCCUAAAGUCAGACCUGGGGAUGGGCCAUAAAGCCUGACAACUCUA
This is a messenger RNA of Echinops telfairi (small Madagascar hedgehog), 1212 nucleotides long. Its product is annotated as L-lactate dehydrogenase A chain. The transcript has a single exon. Gene Ontology annotation, molecular function: L-lactate dehydrogenase (NAD+) activity. The record is from RefSeq and is a predicted model, not a curated record. NCBI's taxonomy places the organism in Eukaryota, Metazoa, Chordata, Mammalia, Afrosoricida, Tenrecidae. Gene Ontology annotation, biological process: carboxylic acid metabolic process. Gene Ontology annotation, cellular component: cytoplasm. The coding region runs from base 42 to 986 and encodes 314 amino acids.